AUGUCUUCAACGAAACCAAUCAUCCUCCUUGUCCACGGUGCAUGGCAUCUGCCUCUCUGCUACGACCUCCUCAAGGAGCAGCUCAACCACCUGGGUUAUGAGUUCAUCUGCCCCGCGCUGGCGACCUUGGGCGAUGACAAGCAGGGCGCGACUUGGCAGAGCGAUGUGAAGCUCAUUCGCGAGGUCGUGAUACCCCUCUUUGACGAAGGCAAGGAAGUCGUCAUAGUCGCGCAUUCGUACGGUGGUAUCCCGGCAUCCGCUGCGACUCAGGGCCUCGGGAUCAAGGAGCGUGCUGCCGAGGGCAAGACAGGUGGCUUCAGACGCUUAGUCUACAUGGCUAGCGGAGGCAUCAUGGUCCGAGGUCAAGACUUCUUGCAAGGGAUUGGCGGCUCAUGGUUGCCUUUUCAUAACGCAGCUGUACCGUACACCAAGAACCAACUAAUCACCGUGAACGAGAAAGCCAAACCCGUCCUGUACAAUGACCUGUCCGAAGCGGAGGCAGAAACGUGGUUCAAGACGCUGGUACCGCACUCGCAGGACGCCUUCGAGACGGGAUGCGACUUCAUCAUGACGGACAUCACCAUCCCCAAGAGUUACCUAAUCACCGAGCUGGACCAGGGCAUCCCGGUGAGUAUCCAAGAAUUGAUUACCACCAUCAUCCCUGGCUUCAAAGUCGAGAGGAUUCAAACGGGACACAGUCCUUUCUUGAGCAAGCCGGAGGAGUGCGCACGCUUGCUUGCGAAGAUUGCGGAGGAAGUUGACGAAUGA
Messenger RNA from Pseudomassariella vexata, 768 nucleotides. Its product is annotated as Alpha/beta hydrolase fold-1. NCBI's taxonomy places the organism in Eukaryota, Fungi, Ascomycota, Sordariomycetes, Amphisphaeriales, Pseudomassariaceae. The record is from RefSeq and is a predicted model, not a curated record. The coding region runs from base 1 to 768 and encodes 255 amino acids. The transcript has 4 exons.